AUGGUCGCUUCGUUCAAACGCGCAAAAUCGGCAUUUCCCGUUCGUCUUCUUUACAAACACAGUUGGGUGGUUGUACGAACUAUUGACUUCCUCGACUAUGCCAUUUUCGAACAUCUCUUGUACCCGUUCAUGACCCCUGCCGUAGAUGGAGCGGUUGCUGAUGGGAGUCGUUUGAGCAAUCUAGUGGUAUUCCAGCCCUCAUGCUUCCUUCUGGUGAAAUGGCAGUUAGGCACCGAAAGGUUGCUACAGCUGAACGAGUUUUAUGAUGAGAUUGAUGACAGUGAUAAGUUAGGCUUGUGGUUCUCCGUUCUACUCUUGUUGUAUUCUGAGAGAAAACGGUCUUUGUUCAACUACAACAUUCUUUUGAUGCCUAGCUGCUGUUUUGCCCGAAGGAAGCAUGAGGGGUGGGAUACUGCCACGUUGCCAAAGCAUAGACAGAAGCAGUCGAGGUUCCUGAGUUGUGUUCAAACCACGUCUUCUCUUCCAAGCACAGUCGGAAAGUCGUUCAGCUGUAGCACCCAAGCUGCCAAGCCACAUGAGGGAGGCACGAGGGCUGAGAUACUGUCAGGUCGCCCAAGCCUAGACAGGGGAAGUCGAGAGGCAGAGAUUCUUUGGGCUUUCUCAAUCUACCUGGAAUCUGUGGCUAUCAUGCCUCAACUGUUCAUGAUCAGCAAAACCGGUGAAGCUGAGACAAUAACCUCUCACUAUCUCUUUGCUCUUGGUGCCUACCGGGCGCUAUAUCUUCUCAACUGGGCUUAUCGAUACGUCGUCGAGUCGCAUUUAGACCACAUCGCGCUGAUCGCAGGAAUCGUCCAAACGCUGCUCUACUGUGAUUUCUUCUACCUCUACAUCACAAAAGGGGCUUUUGAUCUGCUACUGAUCAGCCAUCAGUUAAUUCUUUGGGCUUUCUCAAUCUACCUGGAAUCUGUGGCUAUCAUGCCUCAACUGUUCAUGAUCAGCAAAACCGGUGAAGCUGAGACAAUAACCUCUCACUAUCUCUUUGCUCUUGGUGCCUACCGGGCGCUAUAUCUUCUCAACUGGGCUUAUCGAUACGUCGUCGAGUCGCAUUUAGACCACAUCGCGCUGAUCGCAGGAAUCGUCCAAACGCUGCUCUACUGUGAUUUCUUCUACCUCUACAUCACAAAAGGUGGACUAGGUUCGGGGGCGAGACGGCCCAAGUGGUUAGAGCGCAAAUUUACUGACAGUGAAGUCCGUGGUUCGAACCCGACCUCUGCCUCUCGACUUCCUCUGUCUAGGCCCGGGCAACCUGGCAGUAUCCCAGCCCUCGUGCAACCUUCGGGCGACAUGACAUUUAGGCACCGAAAGGGUGCUACAGCCGAACGAUUUUCUUAA
This is a messenger RNA of Opisthorchis viverrini, 1353 nucleotides long. RefSeq lists its product as hypothetical. The record is from RefSeq and is a predicted model, not a curated record. Gene Ontology annotation, molecular function: ER lumen protein retrieval receptor activity. Gene Ontology annotation, cellular component: membrane; cis-Golgi network; endoplasmic reticulum. Gene Ontology annotation, biological process: protein retention in ER lumen; endoplasmic reticulum to Golgi vesicle-mediated transport. Lineage: Eukaryota; Metazoa; Platyhelminthes; Trematoda; Opisthorchiida; Opisthorchiidae. Bases 1 to 1353 code for a protein of 450 amino acids. The transcript has 9 exons.